CCCUGGACAUCCAUCUGCAUAUUCAGGAGUUGUUCCCAGCUGGUUGGCUGCCUCCAGCCACCCCACUCCCUCUUUAUAGGACAUGAGCAUAGCGGGAGGACUUGCUGGGUGGCUUCUCCAUCAUCCUGCAGCACCCAGCACACAUCCUGCACCUUGGCAGCCCAGGGAAGACAAGCCCGAGGACCUGCACUGGAGUGAUGUGCCGUGGUGUGUGAUUGCUCUUCCGAACACCAACCUGGAAUAAAGGCUAACAAGCGGCCUGCUGAAAAGACUCUGUACCUCUAGCUGGCAGAAGCAUCGCCAGGAACGCCUGCCAGUCUGUCUGUGGAAAUGAUCCCCUACCAGUUGCAGGGUAGCUCACUGGUGCCCAGGCAGAAAGAGAACAUGAGGAAUGGCACGUCUGCCCCUGCGCAGGACAGAGGCUGUGUUACUACAAAGCACCACCAAGGGAUGAAAACAGAACCUUGUUUCCAGAGGGACCCUCUGUUGCCUUCCCCUAGCUCAUCCCUCAUGUCACAGCUGCUCAGCCACGCAGCAGUUGGCAGGAGCCUGGACCCCUGCACCCUUUUCCCUUCCUCUGCAGUGGAGCCGCCCCAGGGCUAUGAACUUGGUGUGCCUUUCAGAGAAGGAGCACAAACCCUGGCUAUCACCAGAACCUGUGGCCCUGCUCCUGUGCCCUGUGCAGCUGAUGGGGAGCAGCUCUCCGAUGAAUACCUACAAGCCAAGAGGGCUAGGGUGGAGAGCAUCAUCCAAGGCAUGAGCCUCCUUCCAGCCCACCAGGGCUUGGAGGGAGGUUUGGCGCAGGGCAGGGAGAGAGGUGGAGGAGUGCCCCACCGGGGCAAGAGGAAGCCGAGGGUUCCUCAGCAGCAGGGUGCGGGAGUGGCUGGGCAAGGGGCACCUGCUGCUGGCAGUCCCCACACAGCAGAGUGCCAGCAGCUGAGGGAGCAGCUCUGCUUUCUAGAGCAGCAGCUGAGGUGGCUUCAGGAGAGGUUCUCCCAGGUCUGUGACUCUGGGGAUGCUGCCCAAACCCAGGAAGGUGCUGGGAAAGUGCAGCUGCUUCCUGGAAAAGCUGGAGACAGUGUGGGCAGGGGUGGCGUUGCCAACACCUGCCAUUCACACACAGCCACUCUCUGGGAGAGCAUCCUGGAGGUGGAUGGGCCCACGGCAGGGGAGGACGAGGAAGGCAGAGGCAGUGCAGGCGUCCUGCCCUCAGUAGCCAGGGUGCUCUCUCAGGCCCUGAAACACGAGCUGGCUGGGAUGACAUCCCGUGUGGUGGACUCCGUCUUGAAGACUGUGUGGCCAAAGGCAGCCAGCCACCUCCUACAGCAACGGCUAGAGCUAGGGCCAGAUGCCAGGGGAGGGUGUUUACCUGCUGGGAAAGGCAGAAAAUCACUUGCUAAGGCACCCUCCCCGAGCAUCCUGGGCUCACAUCGGCCAGAGGCACCAUCACUAUCACUGGGGAAGAACUCUCAGGCCAGAUCCUUCAGCCCGGAAGGGGUCAGAAACCUCCGUCAGGCACCCAGUGUGGGUCACAGGCCAGGCUCAGCUGCCCUGGCAGUGCAGGACAGUCAGCUGCUGGGCCAGCUGCUGGUCUACACCCCACACAACCACUGGGACAGCCCUACUGCCUCAGAGAGUUGGCGCAUGGAGCCCGCAGAUGCACGCUGGGCAGUCACCAAGCUGCGGCCAUUGGCAGUGAGGCCCCUGGGCCCUGACAUGGUGGAGGGGAACAGAACACCCCUUACCCCUACCCACGAGGCGCUGACCCCUGGCCACCUGAAGAAGGCCAAGCUGAUGUUCUUCUUCACCCGCUACCCCAGCUCAGCUCUGCUGAGGUCCUACUUCCUUGACGUGCAGGUAGACCUGCUGUGGGAUGCAGGGUAGGAUCGCGGGGUGUGGGAUUUUGGUGCUGGUUUGUUGAGAGCCCACUUCCCCGCUGUGUCUGCACAGUUCAGCCGCUGCAUCAACUCCCAGCUCAUCAAGUGGUUCAGCAACUUCCGUGAGUUCUACUACAUCCAAGUGGAGAAGUUUGCCCGGCAGGCCCUGCUGGAGGGCAUCACGGAGGCCACGGCCCUGCGCGUCUCACGGGAUUCGGAGCUCUUCCGUGCCCUCAACAUGCACUAUAAUAAGGGAAACGACUUCCAGGUGCCCAGCUGCUUCCUGGAGGUGGCAAGCCUGACGCUGCAGGAGUUCUUCAGAGCGGUGCGGGCGGGCAGGGAUGCCGACCCCUCCUGGAAAAAGCCUAUUUACAAAAUCAUCUCCAAACUGGACAGCCACAUCCCCGAAGUGUUCAAAGCUGCGGGCUGCUCCCAGGAGCUGCCCCACAAUUGAUCUGCCAGACAGCCUCCUUGGGUGAAGUCUACGGUUUGCUCCAGGCAUCAGGAUGUUGUGCUAUACAUUUCAUUUGGCUGCUCAAAGGCAGCGGUGGAGACCCAUGGAAAGAACACGUAGAGGAAGCCAAAUGCCUGGAGCCUGGAAAUGGCUGCUCUCCUCCUGGCCCUGCUCCAGCUUUCCCCAGGACCUGGGCCAAGCCACCUUUCUCCUCAUUUCCACAGGGCCACAGAUAAGGGCAAGUGGCCCUUUUUGUUUACAGAGCAAGCAGAGCUCCCAGCAGCGGGCACCGUUUCCUUGGCACGGCUGUCCAAGGCGCUGUGCUUGCUCCAGCAGCACUCAUCAGGCCCUGCCCAAAAACAACACAACAGCAUCCAAAGCAAACAUCUGGUGAAUUCCAGCAUUUCAAGCAGCCCAUGAGGAUGGCUGGCCCUGUCUGGGACACAUCAAACUGUUUGUAUCCGCCAGCACACCGCCUCACCAGUGUCCUGCAGAGGAGCUGAAGCUGGACAGUGUGACUUGUGUUGGAAGGGGUCAAGGCAGUGUUGGAAGCGCUGCGGGAUGCCUGCUGGAUGCUGGAGCACAGCAAAAUGCACAGAGAGGAAAAUCCAUGCUGUACAAGCAGCCCUGCAGCAGGGUGCCUGUAGCUGGAUGGCAACACCUUGUGGCUGAGCAGUGCAGUGUGGGUGGGCUCCACAGGGGCUGUAUUACAGUGGCCCUUGCCAUUGUGAGUGGGGUUAGCCACAUUCCCUGUCUGGAUUUGUAUGUUAGUUGCUUGAGGUCUGUAUGUUGCGCAAACCCAACUCCAAAUUUACUCCAUCUAUUUUUAAAUAAAUACGGCUUACGUUACCACUUUAAAUCCCCAGAGACCUCUCUGAUAACUUUUUCUCUAAACUUUACCCUGGGAAUUUCUUGCAUUUUGUUAGGAAAGAAUAACCCCUUGAGAGAAGGGCUUCAGUGGCUGUGCUGUUGAUGGCAUGGUACGUACUUUCAUGCAGCCUGGUUGCGCUCAGAACAGAGCAGGCGGUUUUCUCUUGAAGACAAAUGCCUGGCACAUGGGGAUUUCCAUUGGCUAUGUGUGCAUGCUUGUAGGGCUGGGAGAGAGGGAAGAGACUGCACCCACCACC
Messenger RNA from Tympanuchus pallidicinctus (lesser prairie-chicken), 3458 nucleotides. RefSeq names its product prospero homeobox 2 (gene PROX2). Gene Ontology annotation, molecular function: RNA polymerase II cis-regulatory region sequence-specific DNA binding; DNA-binding transcription factor activity, RNA polymerase II-specific. The record is from RefSeq and is a predicted model, not a curated record. Lineage: Eukaryota; Metazoa; Chordata; Aves; Galliformes; Phasianidae. Gene Ontology annotation, biological process: regulation of transcription by RNA polymerase II. Gene Ontology annotation, cellular component: nucleus.